Hevea brasiliensis (rubber tree) is the source of this 1312-nucleotide messenger RNA. Its product is annotated as protein ENHANCED DISEASE RESISTANCE 2. Bases 217 to 1128 code for a protein of 303 amino acids. The record is from RefSeq and is a predicted model, not a curated record. The transcript has a single exon. Lineage: Eukaryota; Viridiplantae; Streptophyta; Magnoliopsida; Malpighiales; Euphorbiaceae.
UAAUUAUAAAUAAUAAUAAUGAUGAUGACGAUAAAUGAAUGGUCGAGAUGCUGCAGGGGUCUUUGGUAAUUUCGGAGCAUCACAAGGGCACUCUUUCUCCUUCUCUUAUUAGGCUAUAGAAAAGCUUCUCACACUCUCUCUCACAACUGACAUCGGAGAUUUGGAUAGUGAGUGUGUAUAUAUUUUAUCCUCGGAGAUUCAGAAAACUAAUUCAAAAUGUGCACAACCAAGCCAAAACACCGGAAUUCCGCCCCUGAAUCUACCGCCUCCAGAUCCAAUUCUAACGCCUCUACAACUACCACAAGCUCUUGGAUCUCCGAGGCAAUCGACGGUGGAUCCUUGUGCCGUGUGAACCUCGACGAUGGUAUCAAUGGCUGGGCGUCGCCUCCAGGUGACCUUUUCUCUCUACGCGCCAAAAAUUACUUUACUAAACGACAGAAAUCCCCCUCUGGCGGGUACUUACUCUCCCCUGCCGGUAUGGACUGGCUCAAGUCCAAUACCAAACUCGAUAACGUACUUGCUCGCCCUGACAACCGCGUGUCCCUUGCGCUCAGAAAGGUUCAGUCCCAAGGAAAAUCCUUGAAAAGUUUCAUCUUCGCCGUUAAUCUCCAAAUUCCUGGUAAGGAACAGCACAGUGCGGUGUUUUACUUUGUAACGGAGGAUCCUAUCCCUCCAGGUUCGCUGUUGUAUCGUUUCAUCAAUGACGAUGACUCGUUUAGGAACCAGCGGUUCAAGAUCGUGAACCGGAUCGUGAAAGGACCGUGGAUCGUGAAGACAGCGGUAGGGAACUAUAGUGCUUGUUUGUUAGGUAAAGCCUUAACAUGUAAUUAUCAUAGAGGAGCCAAUUAUUUGGAGAUUGAUGUGGAUAUAGGGAGCUCGAAGAUCGCCACCGCUAUUUUGCACAUUGCAUUGGGAUACGUGACAAGCGUUACUAUUGAUAUGGGUUUUGUGGUAGAGGCGCAGGCAGAGGAUGAGUUGCCUGAGAAAUUAAUCGGUGCGAUUAGAGUUUGUCAGAUGGAGAUGUCAUCGGCGACUGUAGUUGAGGCGCCGAACACGAUGGUGGCGCGUGGGAUAGGGUUAGCCAAGGUUAAACAUCAUGAGUCCGGCGAAGACGAGGAUGAAGAUUAAUAAUGCGAACAUAAUGGUGUUUGUUAUCAUUAUUUUUUUUUUUCUCCUUUACCGGAUUUCAAUUUUAAUUUAUUUUGUUAACAUCUUUUGUGAGUUGGAAAUUGGAAGCCCUUUUUUACGGGGAUUGAUGGGUGUAGAUAAUAAAAUGGUGAUAAAUAACGACCAUGGACUUGAACUUUUCUUC